UUUUUUCUAACCGAUAAGCAUCUACAAUGCUUAGUUAGUGUGUCAACUCGAGUAACUUUAAUUAAACUAUUUUGUGCAUCUUUAAGAAGAACUUUGUGACACACUAGAUGGGAAUUUGAAGGUGAUGGAUUUUGUCACCAAAGUUUAUUGAAAUAUAAAGAUGUUGGGGAGAAUGCACUACACUUUCGCGUAUGUGUAAAAAUUGAAUGCAAAUGAGCGCCUUACUGCAAACAUGUCGCAUAAAAGUUUCGAGGAAAUCAGCAUAGAAAAUUCGGAGUUUGGAAGUCAGAACACUUUUCCGUAUUAUUUGAGCAGGAAAAAGGGCAGAAGACGAUCCAGCUUGUUGCGAAAAAAAUGCCGACUAGUGCGUCGCGUGGUGAGAAAAAGCGGCAAAUCCUCGAUAUUCCAAAAAAACGACAGUUUCCGUUUGUACAGAUAUUGCCUGGAUCUGGUGAACACCAUUAUAAAUAGCCAGUGGAAAUGGACGAUGCUUUUUCUCUCUGUAAUAUUUAUAUUGACCUGGUUUAUUUUUGCUUGCUUGUGGAUGCUGAUUUCGAUUGAAAAUAAGGAUUUUGAUGAGACUAAUAUGGAGCCCUGUUUGGGUGGGGUACAAGGAUUUGCAGGUUAUCUGUUAUUCAGCAUCGAGACCCAAUCGAGCAUAGGUUACGGGAAUCGUUACAUAAACCAUUAUUGUCCGGAAGCCAUAUUUCUGAUGUGCGUCCAGAUCGGCACCGGGAUCUGUAUAUGUGGAAGCUUAAUAUGCAUUGUCUAUGCCAAGAUGAUCGGGCCCAAUCGACUGCACUCAACGAACUGUUUUACCAAACACGCUGUAAUAAACCAACGGGAUGGCAAUCUGUGCCUGAUAUUCCGAAUUCGCGAUUCUGGCGGACGAUAUGGCUGCUUGACCAAAGUCUCUGCUUACUUAGUGCAGAAAAAACGUGAGAGUUUGGCAGACGACGUGGCCCUUAAAUCCAUAAAGCUCGAAGCGUUCGGAAUACUGAUAUGGCCCGUCGAAGUGGUACACGUUAUCGACGAGACCAGUCCGUUCUGGGACCUUUCUGCAAAGGAUCUCAUCGUGAAAAGAUUCGAGAUUAUAGUUGAGAUGGAAGGAACUUGUGCUACCACAUCAUUGCCAUCUAAAACCAUUACUUCCUACCUCAGUAGAGAGAUUAUGUGGGGGCACAGAUAUCAACCUUGUGUCUUCUAUGAUAAAAACAAAAAGUCCUUUAUAGUAAACCGAAAUUUCUUUAAUAAAACUGAAGAAGUGUUAACCCCACUUUGCAGUGCAAAGAGAUUGCAAGAGGUUUAUAUGGACUUAUCUUCAUCAGAAAACAAUCCCUUUACCAGUACAGAGAACACAAAUUUAUUCAGCAGCCCUUCAACCACCUUAUCUCCCGUCACAGUUUAUGAUGAUGAUAUAAAGAAGGCAUACGAAACAUCAUAUUCAUCUUCAUCAGAUGAUGAAGAUGAUGGUUUCACUUGUGAAGGUUUGUGUAUGAAAGAACUCUCAACUGACAAUCUAUACAAAAGUUUGGACAAUUUUGUUGUGGAAAAUGCCAAAACCAAAAAGACUAUCAUAGAUGAACAUCAUUGUAAAUAUAAUGAAACUGCCUUUUAGUGGAAAGUAUUUUAUUCUUCCUCCAUUCUUUUGGCGCUACACAAAGGCGUAUCAAAAGAUUGUUCUCAGUGGCGUAGCGUGACGAAGCACUGGUCCCCGCAGUGGUGUCGAAAACCCGUCUUAAAAUCUACGUAAAACGGACCGAAUUCGUCAAAUGGAAGGGACGAAGUGUGAGGGCUAUGAGACGUCCUUUUAACAAGAUAUCUGUCAAAUUUAACAAUUAUGAGGGAAAUUCUGAGGGGGCUGUGGACGAGAGAGGCCCGACCAGAGAAAUUUUUCCCAUGGCAAAUACAACUUGUCAUGGCAGUUACGAAUAUUUCAAGGCAAACAUGAAUUUUUGAAUUGCAAACUGCAAAAGCUUAUCAAUAAAAAAUAACCUUUCAUAAUAAUAAUCAUUUUUAUUUGUUCAUAAAUAAUUUUAUUUUAUAUCUUUGUACAGUAUUU
Brassicogethes aeneus is the source of this 2062-nucleotide messenger RNA. Lineage: Eukaryota; Metazoa; Arthropoda; Insecta; Coleoptera; Nitidulidae. The record is from the annotation of a GenBank genome assembly.